Messenger RNA from Orcinus orca (killer whale), 14290 nucleotides. RefSeq names its product exocyst complex component 6B (gene EXOC6B). Lineage: Eukaryota; Metazoa; Chordata; Mammalia; Artiodactyla; Delphinidae. The coding region runs from base 202 to 2319 and encodes 705 amino acids. Gene Ontology annotation, cellular component: membrane; exocyst. The record is from RefSeq and is a predicted model, not a curated record. Gene Ontology annotation, biological process: intracellular protein transport; Golgi to plasma membrane transport; exocytosis. The transcript is spliced from 20 exons.
GGGGGCGUGCCGCAUGUGAGGGAGGGGUCGUCCUGCGGGUAGCAGGAGGCUCAGGAGGCUCUGGAGACUGGGGUGAGAGAGAGGAGGGAGAGAGAGAGAGAGAGAGCGGGAGAGAGGGAGAGAGGGAGAGAGAGAGAGCGCGAGCGAGCGAAAGGUGAGCCGAGCUGAAGGAGGGCACGCGCUGCCGGGCACCCCCAGUCUAUGGAGCGGGGUAAGAUGGCGGAGGCGGAGAGCCUGGAGACAGCGGCGGAGCACGAGCGGAUCCUCCGAGAGAUCGAGAGCACCGACACGGCCUGCAUCGGGCCCACGCUCAGGUCUGUCUAUGAUGGUGAGGAACAUGGACGAUUCAUGGAGAAGCUUGAAACUCGCAUCCGCAAUCAUGACCGAGAAAUUGAGAAAAUGUGUAACUUUCAUUACCAGGGCUUUGUGGACUCUAUAACGGAACUGCUGAAAGUAAGAGGAGAAGCCCAGAAACUCAAAAAUCAAGUGACGGAUACUAAUAGAAAACUACAACAUGAGGGAAAGGAACUGGUAAUAGCAAUGGAAGAGCUGAAGCAGUGUCGACUACAACAGAGAAAUAUUUCUGCCACUGUUGAUAAAUUAAUGCUGUGUCUUCCAGUCCUGGAGAUGUAUAGCAAACUGAGGGACCAGAUGAAAACUAAAAGGCAUUAUCCUGCACUGAAAACUCUGGAACAUCUAGAGCAUACCUAUCUGCCUCAAGUAAGCCAUUAUCGAUUCUGCAAGGUGAUGGUGGACAAUAUCCCCAAGCUUCGAGAAGAAAUUAAGGAUGUUUCUAUGUCUGAUCUCAAAGACUUUCUGGAGAGUAUCCGCAAACAUUCAGACAAAAUUGGAGAGACUGCCAUGAAGCAAGGAAAUGAUCCAUAUGUAGCUGAAGAUUUGGUGUGUCCACGGGAGGAGGCCCAACAACAAAGAAACCUGGAUAACAUCAUCUUUCAACAACCCAGGAUAGGUAGCAAGAGAAAACCUAAGAAAGAUGCAUAUACAAUUUUUGAUACAGAGAUAGGAAGCACUAGCCCCAAGUCUGAACAGGAUUCAGGAAUUCUGGAUGUUGAAGAUGAGGAAGAUGAUGAAGAGGUACCUGGGGCCCAAGAUUUGGUUGAUUUCUCUCCUGUUUAUCGAUGUCUACACAUAUAUUCUGUCCUGGGUGCCCGGGAAACGUUUGAGAACUACUACCGAAAACAGAGGCGAAAACAGGCUCGUUUGGUGCUCCAGCCUCCUUCUAACAUGCAUGAAACUUUAGAUGGCUACAGGAAGUAUUUUAAUCAAAUUGUAGGCUUUUUUGUGGUUGAAGAUCACAUUUUACAUACAACCCAGGGUUUAGUAAAUAGAGCCUACAUCGAUGAACUGUGGGAAAUGGCACUUUCAAAAACCAUCGCAGCACUCCGUACUCACUCGUCUUACUGCUCUGAUCCAAACCUCGUGUUAGAUUUGAAGAACCUCAUUGUGCUUUUUGCUGACACACUUCAGGUGUAUGGUUUUCCUGUAAAUCAGCUUUUUGACAUGCUGUUAGAAAUCAGAGAUCAAUAUAGUGAAACUUUGCUAAAGAAGUGGUCAGGUAUUUUCAGAAACAUACUUGAUUCUGACAACUACAGUCCUAUACCAGUAACAAGUGAAGAGAUAUAUAAAAAGGUGGUAGGACAAUUCCCAUUCCAAGAUACAGAGCUGGAAAAGCAACCAUUUCCAAAAAAGUUUCCAUUCUCUGAAUUUGUGCCAAAAGUUUACAACCAAAUUAAAGAAUUUAUCUACGCCUGUCUGAAGUUUUCAGAAGAUCUUCAUCUAAGUUCAACUGAAGUUGAUGACAUGAUUCGUAAAUCUACAAACCUGUUGCUAACUAGGACUCUGAGCAGCUCUCUGCAGAAUGUCAUUAAAAGGAAGAAUAUUGGACUUACUGAGCUUGUCCAGAUUAUUAUCAAUACAACACACUUGGAGAAAUCCUGUAAGUACUUGGAAGAAUUCAUCACCAAUAUCACUAAUGUGCUUCCAGAGACAGUCCACACCACCAAACUGUAUGGCACCACGACUUUUAAGGAUGCCAGACAUGCAGCUGAAGAAGAGAUUUAUACCAACUUAAACCAGAAGAUUGACCAGUUUCUACAGCUGGCUGACUAUGACUGGAUGACAGGAGAUUUGGGCAACAAAGCUAGUGAUUACCUAGUAGACCUCAUUGCCUUUCUCCGUAACACCUUUGCUGUCUUCACACACCUUCCUGAUAAUUUGAUUGCCCUUACAAUAUUCCUGCAAAUGAAUUAUUUACUACCUUUGUUCCAAGAUGGAGACUUUUUUCAACACUUACAGUGACAGUUAAACUAACAAAGUGAGGACGUUUUAUGUCGUGUCUUUGAAUAUGAGUGUUUUGUUUUGGUGAAUUGCUGGCUUUUGUUUUUAUUUUAAGUUUCAUUGUUUUGUAUCUUGAUAACUCCUUUGGAAGAUAGUCUUAGGAUCAAGAACUGACGAGGACCUGAAAAUGGGAAGCUGUCUUUCAAUAGUUGGAGCCUACAGGCCCCAACUCUGUAGGCUCAAGGAGUCUAACAUGAACCCUUUGUGAAGGUAGUUUUCUUCUAUGCCUGUUUCUGCUAUAUGUGAAUAUAGAUCCAACUGGAACUGUGUAAAAUCUAAGGAUUGUUCUCUAGAACUGUAUUUUUGGUGCCAUGUUGACCAUAUCUAUAUUUCUGCUGUUGUAAAACAGAUAUGGUGACCCCUAUAGCUCAUUGUUUUAUGUAAGAGGCCCUUGAAGAUAUGUGUUUUUUAAAAAAUACUCCAUCCUUGAGAAAAGGAAAUAAGUUUAUUUACUUAUUUUUAAUUGAAGAAUAACAAACAUAUAGAAAAGUAAACAAAUCAUAAGUACAUAGUUUGAUGAAUUUUCACAAAGUAGACAUACCUGUGUCAUCAGCACGAAGACCAAGAAACAGAAUAUUACCAGUUUCCCAGAAGACCGUUCUAGCCUUUCCCCUGUCAAAUCUUCACCUUUCUCCCUGUGGGUAAUCUUUAUCUGUACUUCUAAUACUAUAGCUUGAUUUUGCCUAUUUGUGGAAUGAUACAAAUUCCAUUCUUUUGUGUCAUAUGUAUUCUUUUGUGUCAUUUCUUAGGUUCACCGUAAUUAAUCUGUGAUAACUAGCAUUUGUUCAUUCUUAUUCCUAUAUAAUAUUCCAUUAUAUGAAUAUGCCAUAAUUUGUUAUCUGUUCUAAAGUUUUUAGGCAUUUGAGUUGUUUCCAGUUUUUGGUUAUUAGAAAUAGUGUUGCUUUGAAACUUCUUGUUUAUGUAUUUUGGUGAACAUAUUUCUUUUGAGUACAUACUUAGGAGUGAAAUUGCUGUGUCAUAGUGCAUAAAAUGUUCAGUUUCCUGCCAAACAAUUUUCCAAAGAAUUAUACGAUCUAUAUUUAGGUUUAUUUGUCUUUAUCAUUUUAAUCUUUCUAUUGGAUAUAUAGUGGUAUUGCAUUGAUAUUUCAUUUGAAAUUGAACAACAUUUCACAUGCUUAUUGGCCACUUGUAUAUACUUGUAUAUACUUCUUUGUGAAGUGUUGUUCAAGUCUAUUGCCCAUUUUUUAACUGGGUUAUCUGCCUUUUUAUUAAAGAUUUUCUGUUCAGGAUAUAUUUAGUUAAGCAGCUGUGGUAUGUUAAUGGCAAAAGGAACUUUGAAGAUAUGAUUAAGCUAAGGUUCCUGAGUUAGGGAGAUUAUUUUGUAAUAUCUGGAUGGACCCAGUGUAAUCUCAAGGGUCCUUAUAAGAGGGAGGUAGGUGUGUCAGAGUCAGAAAGGGAGAUGUAAUGAUGGAAGCAAAGGUCAGAGUGAUAUAGCCAGGAGCUGGGAAACGUGGGCAGCUUCUAGAAGCUGAAAAAAGCAAGGAACAGAUUUUUUCCUAGAGCCUCCAGAAGGAAGUUGCCUUAAUUUUAGCCCUAUAAGGCCUAUUUUGGACUUCGGACUCCCAGAACUGUAAGAAGCCACUAAAUUUGUACUGAUUUGCUGCAGGAGCAGUAGGAAGCUAAUACAGCUGUACUCAAACUUUUGGUCUUCAGACUCCUUUUUAUUGAGGAAUCCAGAGCUUUUGUGUAUGCUCUUCAUAUCUAUCAAUAUUUAUCAUAUUGAAAUUAAUACUGAGAAAUUUAAAAAUAUUUAUCUGUUUAUUUUAAAAUAACAAUACACCUAUUAUUGUUAAUGUGAAUAAUAUAUUUUUCAAGAAAAUAAUUCUGUUUUCCAAAACCAAAGAAAUUUAGUCAGAGGAAUGACAUUACUUUUUUUUUUAAUAUAUAACUUUAAUGUCUGGCUUAAUAGAAGACAAUUGGAUAUCACAAAUCUACUUCUGCAUCAGUCGAUUGUGAUACGUUGUUCUGGUGGAAGUAUAUGAGAAAAUCUAGCCUCGUAGAUAUGUUGAAUAAAGGAGUAUUUUAACAGCCUUUUUCAGAUAAUUUUUUAUACUUUUUGAUACUAUAGCAGAACUUGACAUAUAAUAGAUUCUUAUAGGUUAGUUGCAAUGUAGAAUCUGAAACCUUAUCAAUGAAUUUUUCAUAUUCUGUAACCUUAGAGUUCAUUGGUCUAUUUUGUACUUUGAAUAGAUCUUUUACCCAUGCAUGAUUUUGUAGCAUCAUGCAUUGUUCAUUUAGAAAAUAUUGGUCCACUGAGUUGUCCAGAUCUUCCAAAUGUUGACAUAUUUUAGUAUAUAAUAUAAAAAAAUCACACUCAGUAUUAUUACUACCAGUCUCAUUUAAAAAGUCUUUAAGUACUGGUGAGCUAUAUCAUGAUGGCAGGUACUAGUUUUUCAAAAUUCAAAAUUUUGCUUGUAAGCUUGAAUUGUGUCAUUGGCAACUAAUACUGUCAGUUGUUUUCUUUUAAGUGGCAGACUCAUUCUGAUCAUUUUCAAGAAAAUCCCUACCAAAAACCCAAGUCUGAAUAACCAUAAAUUUUCUGUCAGCUAUUUUUUCAAGUGAAAAGGAUGUUCCCUGAAAAAGGGAGCUAGUUCACCUUGCAACUCAAACUAUCAUGCAAGUGCUUUUCUUUAUCAUACUUUAGUAUGCAGCAUAAAUAUUUUAUGCAUACUUACCAAUUUGUCACAAUAUAAAAGAGACGUACGUACUCAAGGGUUGGGAUUUAAUAAAAUUAAUAACUUUUACUGCUUCUUCAAGGACAUUCUUACACAAAACUGGCAUUUGUUUUAUUGUGCAUGCCUGGCAUUGAAGAAUACAAGAAUUACCAGUACAGUUUGGUGCCAUGCCAUUAAUUCAUGUUAAGGCACCAGUUGUUUUGCCCAUCAUUACUUUUGCAAAUGUCAACACGAGGGAAAUGCCAUCAGUGCAGAUUUCAACACGGUGAAAAAAGCAAAUAGCAUGUUAAUGUUAUUGUGAAAAUUGUUUUGAAUUUGUGGACCCUUGAGAGAGUCUGAAAGACUCCCAGGCAUCUGCAGAUUACACUUCAAGAACUACUAUUCUAGUUACUAGUCUUUUAUACCUGUACUGCACAUAUUUUCUUCCAGUUUUUGGCUUGCCUUUUCACUCUCUUAAUGAUGUCUUUUGGUGGUACGUAUUGCUCUUUGAGAAGUAUACAUUUCUUAUUAAAUAUAAUUUUCAAAAUUAAACCUUUUUUCUCCCUAAGGGAUUGAAGUAUUGGUCAUGACAAGUUGUUCAUGUUAUCAUUUCCCUAUUCUACUUCUCUGUGCCACAUCUCUGAUUCCUAAUCUCUCUGUUUUCUUGGUGAUAUUGAGUUUUCCAUUCUGUACUGUUGAUGUGUAUGAUCUCUCUUCUUAUAGGUCUGCACUCUUUAAUUAUAUGUAUUUACUAUAUUUUACUUUAUGGUUCAAACAUCACAGGUGACCUGAAGCAUUCAUGAUAUUAACUGGUAGAUUGGAGAGGAAAAGGGAAAGAUUAUAAAAUUAUAUCUCAACGAUUUAUGUGAAGUUAGGUUCCUCUAGAUCACAGAUAGUUUUUCAUUAACAGUUAUAGGCCUGCAGAAGUUUUAUUUCAGGUAAUGAUUUAUUCAGGAUUAUCCUAAAACCAUGAAAACUUUUAUGGAGUAAAUAAUAUUGCUUAAUAUGUGGUAAACAUUUAAUAAGUAUUAACUAUAAAGUUUGUAAUAAAUAAUACUAAAUCUUAUGUAAUAGAUGUAACAUAUUAUUAUUAAAACUUUAAAAUUCUUCUAUAGUAUGUAUAUAAGAAACAUUCAUUAAUUUGAGAUUAUUGAAGGAAUAGUGUUGAUAUGCUACCUUGUCAUAAAGGAAAUAUGAAAGGUCAGUUACUGAGGGGACAUUUAAUUGUGAUCUUUCUUUAGGGUUUCCCUUUCCUUUAACAGUGGUCCAUAGGGAUGCAUCCAGUGGUUUUUGUUUACCUCUUUACCUUCCUCAUGGAACUUGGACUCCCAUGUGUAGGACAGGGACUGAGUCUAAUGAGCAUAAGCUUUAUAGCAUGUUGAGUUUCAAUAGUUCAGGUCUGAUCUUAGUUCAUGGCCCCAGUCUACUGCAAAUGAUAUGGCAAUGAUUAGCCCUAAUCAUACCUAUUCUGCGAUAUUGAGGGAAGAUUGCUAGACCUGGCAUGAUUUUAUUACUGAUGCUAACUGUGGAGAGUCAUGAGGAACAUCUAGUAAUCUUCUGUCUGAUUCAAUGAAUUCCUCUAUUUUACAUAGCAUUUGAUCUGCUUUUGAGUAAAAACUGCCACUACCGAAAACUACCAAACCACAAUGUCUUUAUGGAUAACUCACAAAUAUUUACUUUUCUUAUGACUUACCUUGACUCUGUUUUGCCAUGAGUUAAUAAGUAAUCUCUGUCACUGUUUAAUUCAUUUGCUUUUUAAAUAUCAUGUGAAAGUCCGAUGAUUAACUUUUAAUAUGUUUAUACCAUCUACAGUAUAUGAUCUCUGCCUUUGAAGGCCGUCUGGUAAACGUGCUUUCUCUGAUUUCAUGGAACCUGAGCAGAUAUUUGGCUCAGUUGCUUCUAUCCAAAAGCCUGGGGGCACUCUGAGAAAGUGAUCUUGUCCAAACACCAGAGUUUAGCUUCUUUUUCCUCUUUACUUCAGAUUUCUCUGCGGUCUGUUUUACCCUCUCUGUAGUAACAAAGUAUGUGAAUACUGAGGAGCCUGCCACAAUUUUCUGGAGUUUAUUAUUUUUCCAAAGGAUAGACUUUCACAUUGUUUUAGAAAUAAAGCAGUUUAUAGCUUGCUGCUAUGAAUAUUGUUCCUGACUCUUACCAGUAAUUUGCUGCCUUUUUAUUUUAGAAUAAAAUUUGGAUAACCUCUGUUUCCUCUUCUAGAAAUGGGAAAUCCAAAUGCUGGAAAAAGUGGUUGUAUGGAAGAUAGAUUAGACCUGUUUUGAAUGGAUCUAAAAAGUAGAAGUUAGAGAGAAGUAAGUUAAAUAGAGCAUGAACUAGUUAAUUCAUGGUCAGCAUUAAAAUAGAGGAUAGUAUUUUUAUGGGACACUUGCUGUAAAGGCAGUGCAUGCAUAGGACAGAGUGCUAGACUAGGACUCUGAGUCUUCCAACCCUGAGAUUCCUGUGCUUCUACCUCUAUGUGCUGGAACCACAAAUGACGAAUAACUUGGUGUAUAAUUUAUCAUGGUGUCUGCAUAAUGUUUAGAGGUCAUCCAACCCAAUAACUUGAAAAGCAUAUUAGAAAUUAUACUAAUAGCAAAGAUAAAUUUUGAUUGACCUGAAUUUGGAGUUGCUUUCACCUUAUAUUUCUUGUAUUACUCUUAUUUAGUUAUUAAAUACUUAUAUUUGAUCCAACAUAGUUAUAGAACUUCAUAUUGCGAGGGAUCUCUUCUAAAGCUUCAUUAUAAUUCUGUCCUCCAAUAACUGCAAUGGAAAAAAUGCUAUAAGACAAAUUGGAAAGUGAAGUGAGGAACAUAAACACCAAAGGUAAAGGACUGAGAACAUAAUGUAUAGUUUACUGCUCUGGUAUAAGACUUCCAAAAUCUAUAUAAUGUAAGCUGAGGAUUAUUUUCCUUUUAGACUUAAGUAUAAGUGAAACAAUAGACUUAAAAUUGUAUGCUUUUCUCUUAUUUCAUUUUUGGCACUAUGGAAUGUCAUAUGACCUUUUCAAAUUUGUGAAUAUGUAAAAGAAUGCUGAUGACACUUACUCUCUCCUCGAAGUCCUUAGCCACCUUCCCAGAUGCAGUUGUGACAAUCACAGUGUCCUUUCCAAUACUGGGCAGAGCUUAUCCUGAAGUGAACUGAUCCAUGGUUAGUCUCCUGUCCAGAAGUUCUAAGACAGCAGUGAAUUCAAUACUUAUAAAGAACUUAGAUUUGAGCAGUUUAGAUGUGAACAUAUUAUUGAUUUAGCCAGAUGCUCCAAAUCAAGGGAAUUGUUUUUAUAUCACAACAUAUUGUCAUUUUGCUAAUUUUUAUAUUCUACUUUCAUUUUAUAUUUACGCCAUUAUUUUAGUUGUCUAGGGUGAUAUGUUAGGUGUAACAUUUUGUUCUUUUAUUCUGUGAUCCCAAAAUAAAAAUCCUUUUGUUAAUUGAGAAUCAAUGAUCAUAGAUGUCUAAACUUUUUUCCCACAAGUUAUUGUUUUAAAUAUACCUCGGGAGCUCCCCUGGCUGUCCAGUGGUUAAGACUGUGCACUUCCACUGCAGGGGGUGCAGGUUUGAUCCCUGAUCAGAGAAAUAAGAUGCUACAUGUUGUGCGACAUGGUCAAAAAUAAAUAAAUAAAUAAAUAAACCUUAAGUGAAAAUGCAUUAAAUAAAAAAAAUAUUGAAAAUAUGUUGAAAAUGUAGAAAAUAUAUUAGUUGUCUCUUUGAAAGUUGUUACCUAUAUCAUCAUGAGUUGAUUUUGAAAUGGUUGCCUAAUCACAAUUUGAAUACCAGUUAGUUAAAUUAAUAGAGAAUGGGGUCAGUGUCAGGCCCAGCAGCUGGAGGCCAGGCUCACCACACACAUCGCUCUCUUUUGAAAGGAAAAGAAAAAAAAGAGGAAAAGAGAGAAACUACAGGAAUCUACAUCAGUCUAAACUGAACCUGUAAUGUCUCCAACAUCUGCCUGUUCAUACUUUAAUUGAUUAAAAUUUCAAAAAAGGACCAGAAAGCAGAACAAACAUAGAGUAUGGGAAUAUUAGCCAGACAAAAGCACAGAAGAAUGGAAUGAAAGACAAAGAAUUAUAAAAUAAACACUUUGAGAGCAGAAGCAAGAAGAACUAUAAUCCUGCAGCCUGUGGAACAGAAACCACAUUCACAGAAAGAUAGACAAGGUGAAAAGGCAGAAGGCUAUGUACCAGCUGAAGGAACAAGAUAAAACCCCAGAAAAACAAUUAAAUGAAGUGGAGAUAAGCAACCUUCCAGAAAGGGAAUUCAGAAUAAUGAUAGUGAAGAUGAUCCAGGACCUUGGAAAAAGAAUGGAGGCAAAGGUCAAGAAGAUGCAAGAAAUGUUUAUAAAAGACCUAGAAGAAUUAAAGAACAAAAAAAUACAGAUGAACAAUACAAUAACUGAAAUGAAAACUACACUAAAGGAAUCAAUAGCAGAAUAACUGAGGCAGAAGAAGGGAUAAGUGACCCAGAAGACAGAAUGGUGGAAUUCACUGCCACAGAACAGAAUAAAGAAAAAAGAAUGAAAAGAAAUGAACACAGCCUAAGAGACCUCUGGGACAACAUUAAACACAACAACAUUUGCAUUAUAGGGGUCCCAGAAGGAGAAGAGAGAGAGAAAGGACCUGAGAAAAUAUUUGAAGAGAUUAUAGUUGAAAACUUUCCUAACAUGGGAAAGGAAAUAGCCACCCAAGUCCAGGAAGCACAGAGAGUCCCAUACAGAAUAAACCCAAGGAGAAACACGCCAAGACACAUAGUAAUCAAAUUGGCAAAAAUUAAAGACAAAGAAAAAUUAUUGAAAGCAGCAAGGGAAAAAUGACAAAUAACAUACAAGGGAACUCCCAUAAGGUUAACAGCUGAUUUCUCAGCAGAAAAUCUACAAGCCAGAAGGGAGUGGCAUGACGUAUUUAAAGUGAUGAAAGGGAAGAACCUACAACCAAGAUUACCUGGCAAGGAUCUCAUUCAGAUUCAAUGGAGAAAUCAAAAUCUUUACAGACAAGCAAAAACUAAGAGAAUUCAGCACCACCAAACCAGCUCUACAAAAAAUGCUAAAGGAACUUCUCUAAGUGAGAAACACAAGAGAAGAAAAGGACCUACAAAAACAAACCCAAAACAAUUAAGAAAAUGGUCAUAGGAACAUACAUAUCAGUAAUUACCAUAAACGUGAAUGGAUUAAAUGCUCCAACCAAAAGACACAGGCUCGCUGAAUGGAUACAAAAACAAGACCCAUAUAUAUGCUGUCUACAAGAGACCCACUUCAGACUGAAAGUGAGGGGAUGGAAAAAGAUAUUCCAUGCAAAUGGAAAUCAAAAGAAAGCUGGAGUAGCAAUAAUCAUAUCAGAUAAAAUAGACUGUAAAAUAAAGAAUGUUACAAGAGACAAGGAAGGACACUACAUAAUGAUCAAGGGAUCAAUCCAUGAAGAAGUAUAACAAUUAUAAAUAUAUGUGCUCCCAGCAUAGGAGCACCUCAAUACAUAAGGCAACUGCUAACAUCUCUAAAAGAGGAAAUCGACAGUAACACAAUAAUAGUGGGGGAUUUUAACACCUCACUUACACCAAUGGGCAGAUCAUCGAAACAGAAAAUUACUAAGGAAACACAAGCUUUAAAUGACCCAAUAGACCCAAUAGAUUUAAUUGAUAUUUAUAGGACAUUCCAUCAAAUAACAGCAGAUGACACUUUCUUCUCAAGUGCACAUGGAACAUUCUCCAGGAUAGAUCACAUCUUGGGUCACAAAUCAAGCCUCAGUAAAUUUAAGAAAAUUGAAAUCAUAUCCAGCAUCUUUUCUGACCACAAUGCUCUGAGAUUGGAAAUCAAUUAUAGGGAAAAAAACAUAAAAAACAGAAACAAAUGGAGGCUAAACAAUAUGUUACUAAAUAAACAAGAGAUCACUGAAGAAAUCAAAGAGGAAAUCAAAAAAUACCUAGAGCAAAUGACAAUGAAAACAUGAUGAUCCAAAACCUAUGAGAUGUAGCAAAAGCAGUUCUAAGAGGGAAGUUUAUAGCAAUACAAGCCUACCUGAAGACACAAGAAAAAUCUCAAAUAAACAAACUAAGCUUACACCUAAAGGAACUAGAGAAAGAAGAGCAAACAAAACCCAAAGUGAGCAGAAGGAAAGAAAUAAAGAUCAGAGCAGAAAUAAAUGAAAUAGAAACAAAGAAAAUAAUAGCAAAGAUCAAUAAAACUAAAAGCUGGUUCUUUGAGAAGGUAAGCAUAAUUGAUUAACCAGUAGCCAGAAUCAUCAAGAAAAAGAGGGAGAGGACUCAAAUCAAUAAAAUUACAGGACUUCCCUGGUGGCACAGUGGUUGAGAGUCCGCCUGCCGAUGCUGGGGACACGGGUUUGUGCCCCGGUCUGGGAAGAUCCCACAUGCCACGGAGCAGCUGGGCCCGUGAGCCAUGGCCACUGAGCCUGCAUGUCCGGAGCCUGUGCUCCACAACAGGAGAGACCACAGCAGUGAGAGGCCUGCGUACAGCAAAAUAAAUAAAUAAAUAAAAUAAAUAAAUAAAAUUAUAAAUGAAAAAGGAAAAGUUACAACAUACACCACAGAAAUACAAAGCAUCCUAAGAGAGUACUACAAGCAACUCUAUGCCAAUAAAAUGGACAAGCUGGAAGAAAUGGACAAAUUCUUAGAAAGGUAUAACCUUCUACGACUGAACCAGGAAUAAAUAGAAAAUAUGAACAAACCAAUCACAAGUAAUGAAAUUGAAACUGUUUAAAAAUCUUCCAUCAAACAAAAGUCCAGGACCAGAUGGCUUCACAGGCGAAUUCUAUCAAACAUUUAGAGAACAGCUAACACCUAUCCUUCUGAAACUCUUCCAAAAAAUAGCAGAGGAAGGAACACUCCGAAACUCAUUCUAUGAGGCCACCAUCACCCUGAUACCAAAACCAAAGAUACUACAUAAGAAGAAAAUUACAGACCAAUAUCACUGAUGAAUAUAGAUGCAAAAAUCCUCAACAAAAUACUAUCAAACAGAAUCCAACAACACAUUAAAAAGAUCAUACACCAUGAUCAAGUGGGAUUUAUGCCAGGGAUGCAAGGCUUCUUCAGUAUACCCAAAUCAAUCAAUGUGAUACACCAUAUUAACAAAUUGAAGAAUAAAAACCAUAUGAUCAUCUCAAUAGAUGCAGAAAAAGCUUUUGAGAAAAUUCAACACCCAUUCAUGAUAAAAACCCUCCAGAAAAUGGCCAUAGAGGGAACCUACCUCAACAUAAUAGAGGCCAUAUAUGACAAACCCACAGCCAACAUCAUUCUCAAUGGUGAAAAACUGAAAGCAUUUCCUCUAAGAUCAGGAACAAGACAAGGAUGUCCACUCUCACCCCUAUUAUUAUUCAGCAUAGUUUUGGAAAUCCUAGCCACGGCAAUCAAAGAAGAAAAAGAAAUAAAAGGAAUACAAAUCAGAAAAGAAGAAAUAAAACUGUCACUGUUUGCAGACGACAUGACACUGUACAUAGAGAAUCCUAAAGAUGCCAACAGAAAACUACUAGAGCUAAUCAAUGAAUUUGGUAAAGUUGCAGGAUACAAAAUUAAUGCACAGAAAUCUCUUGCAUUCCUGUACACUAAUGAUGAAAAAUCUGAAAGAGAAAUUAAGGAAACACUCCCAUUUACCAUUGCAGCAAAAAGAAUAAAGUACUUAUGAAUAAACUUACCUAGGGAGACAAAAGACCUGUAUGCAGAAAACUGUAAGACACUGAUGAAAGAAAUUAAAGAUGAUACAAACAGAUGGAGAGAUAUACUAUGUUCUUGGAUUGGGAGAAUCAAUAUUGUGAAAAUGACUAUACUACCCAAAGCAAUCUACAGAUUCAAUGCAAUCCCUGUUAAAUUAGCAAUGGCAUUUUUUACAGAACUAGAACAAAAAGUCUUAAAAUUUGUAUGGGGACACAAAAGACCCCGAAUAGCCAAAGCAGUCUUGUCAGAGAAAAACGGAGCUAGAGGAAUCUGACUCCCUGACUUCAGACUAUACUACAAAGCUACAGUAAUCAAUACAAUAUGGUACUGGCACAAAAACAGAGAUAUAGAUCAAUGGAACAGGAUAGAAAGCCCAGAGAUCAACCCACGCACCUAUGGUCAAGUAAUGUAUGACAAAGGAGGCAAGGAUAUACAAUGGAGAAAAGAUAGUCUCUUCAAUAAGUGGUGCUGGGAAAACUGGACAGCUACAUGUAAAAGAAUGAAAUUAGAACACUCCCUAACACCAUACACAGAAAUAAACUCAAAAUGGAUUAGAGACCUAACUGCAAGACCGGACACUGUAAAACUCUUAGAGGAAAACACAGGAAGAACACUCUUUGACAUAAAUCACAGCAAGAUCUUUUUUGAUCCACCUCCUAGAGUAAUGGAAAUAAAAACAAAAAUAAAAAAUGGGACAUACUGAAGCUUAAAAGCUUUUGCAAAGCAAAGGAAACUACAAACAAGAUGAAAAGACAACCUUCAGAAUGGGAGAAAAUAUUUGCAGACGAAUCAAUGGACAAAGGAUCAAUCUCCAAAAUAUAUAAACAGCUCAUGCAGCUCAAUAUUAAAAAACAAACAACCCAAUCCAAAAAUGCGCAGAAGACCUAAAUAGACAUCUCUCCAAAGAAUACAUACCAAUGGCCAAGAAGCACAUGAAAAGCUGCUCAACAUCACUAAUUAUUAGAGAAAUGCAAAUCAAAACUACAAUGAGUUGUCACCUCACACCAGUUAGAAUGGGCAUCAUCAGAAAAUCUACAAACAACAAAUGCUGCAGAGGGUGUGGAGAAAAGGGAACCCUGUUGCACUGUUGGUGGGAAUGUAAAUUGAUACAGCCACUAUGGAGAACAGUAUGGAGGUUCCUUAAAAAACCAAAACUAGAAUUACCAUAUGACCCAGCAAUCCCACUACUCGGCAUACACUCUGAGAAAACCAUAAUUCAAUAAGAGAUAUGCACCCCUGUGUUCAUUGCAGCACUAUUUAUAAUAGCCAGGUCAUGGAAGCAACCUAAUUGUCCAUCGAUAGACGAAUGGAUAAAGAAGUUGUGGUACAUAUAUACAAUGGAAUAUUACUCAGCCAUAAAAAGGAACAAAUUUGGGUCAUUUGUAGAGACGUGGAUGAAUAGAGACUGUCAUACAAAGUGAAGUAAGUUAGAAAGAGAAAAACAAAUAUCGUAUAUUGAUGGAUGUAUGUGGAACCUAGAAAAAUGGUACCGAUGAACCAGUUUGCAGUGCAGAAAUUGAGAUACAGAUGUAGAGAACAAGCGUAUGGACACCACAGGGGGAAAGCGGCGGGGUGUGGUAGUGGUGGUGCUGUGAUGAACUGGGAGAUGGGGAUUG